AUGAGUGAUUCUGUUCUUUAUCGUGGAACCCUUGAUGGUCAUAGGGGUUGGGUCACCCAAAUCGCAACCAAUGCUCAGCACCCAGAUGUCAUUUUGUCUUCUUCUCGAGACAAAUCCGUUAUCAUCUGGAAACUCGACAGCCAAUCCGGAAAGUUCGGCGUUCCCAAGCGUUCACUUCAUGGACAUAGCCACUUCGUAAGCGAUGUAGUUAUGUCAUCUGAUGGUCAAUUUGCCAUCUCUGGUUCCUGUGACCGAACUUUGCGUUUGUGGGAUCUGAAUACCGGUAAAACCGCCACAAGUUUCGUCGGCCACACUAAUGAUGUACUCAGUGUCCACUUCAGUGCUGACAAUCGCCAAAUUGUGUCUGGUUCUCGAGACAAGACUGUAAGACUGUGGAACACUCUUGGCCUUUGCAAGUACACUUUUGAUGUUGAUGGUCAUACUGACUGGGUUUCGUGCGUUCGCUUCUCUCCAAAUGUUGAAAAUCCUAUCAUUGUUACCGCUGGAUGGGAUAAGACUGUCAAAGUGUGGAACCAAUGCAACUGCAAGCUCAGGACGGACGGUCUUGGUCAUCAAGGCUACAUUAAUAAUGUGACCAUUUCUCCUGACGGCACCCUCUGCGCUAGCGGUGGAAAAGACGAGAACGCUUUACUCUGGGAUUUGGGAUCCUCAAAGUACCUCUACAGCCUUCCUGCCGGUGCUGAAAUUAAGGCUCUUUGCUUCUCACCAACCCGCUACUGGCUCUGUGCUGCUGCUGGCUCUACUAUCAAGAUCUGGAACUUGGAAGAUAAGGAACUUGUUGAGGAACUCCAGGUUGAGCCAAUUGCCAACCCUGAGUCCAAAAAGCUAAAAUCACCCAUUUGCAACUGCCUUGCAUGGUCUGCUGAUGGUUCUACUCUUUUUGCUGGCUAUACUGAUAACCGCAUUCACGUCUGGCAAUUCAUGCAGUCCUCAGACUAA
This is a messenger RNA of Rodentolepis nana, 960 nucleotides long. The record is from the annotation of a GenBank genome assembly. NCBI's taxonomy places the organism in Eukaryota, Metazoa, Platyhelminthes, Cestoda, Cyclophyllidea, Hymenolepididae.